AUCCAGCCAGUGACAGGAAGUCAUUCGGUGGUUUUCUGGUGGAGGUGUAGCAACCUCGCCCAAAUGGCACCCUGGUUUGCAGCAGCGAUGCGCUGCGAUCUGUGCAGUGAUCCAGUGAUCUCUGGAUGCGGAUCCAACGCUUAAAAUUGCAGUGACAGGCCGUCUCCAAGUUCGAACUGAGUCGAGCUGGUUACAAACUGACUCAACUAUGCUAAACUCAGAUUCUCUAAGAUUAUCUAAUGAGUUGUCCCAUGAACAUGUCAACUUCACUUGAGCAACUUGACCAUUUGAUUUUGCUGUUUCCACAUUUUUCACUGGGAUGGCGCUUCGCUCAAGCGCCAAGAUUGGCAGCUUCGAUGUCAGUUCCUUCCCUGUGGCGGCGAUGAUUCUUCGCCACAGGUGGUCCUUCUUUCUGCUUCUUCUGCCUGGAGAUGCGACCGUCAUCUCAGAGGUGAAGUCAACUGGUGAGGUGUUGCUCCGUGCCGAGAAGAGUAUGGUUGAACAGCCCAUUUCAGCUUGCACCGGGCAGUUGGCAGGAAACUGCGAGAACUUCUUAGCAGAUGAGACUGCCUGCAUCUCAUCUUAUGCCUAUUGCGGAACAAAAGUGUGUAUCCAAUGUGCAUAUAUCAACGGUGAGUGCAAGCCUGCCAACCAAGGAAGUACCUGCUACAAGCCAUGAAGACUUGGGAGAAAAAGGAGGAAAA
Cladocopium goreaui is the source of this 704-nucleotide messenger RNA. The record is from the annotation of a GenBank genome assembly. Lineage: Eukaryota; Dinophyceae; Suessiales; Symbiodiniaceae.